Messenger RNA from Harpegnathos saltator (Jerdon's jumping ant), 1584 nucleotides. RefSeq lists its product as uncharacterized. The coding region runs from base 161 to 1471 and encodes 436 amino acids. The record is from RefSeq and is a predicted model, not a curated record. The transcript has 4 exons. NCBI's taxonomy places the organism in Eukaryota, Metazoa, Arthropoda, Insecta, Hymenoptera, Formicidae.
AGUUUCAUCGUUAUAAUGUUCUGAUUUCUUAAUUUUUCUAUAUUUUUCAAGAUUUUGAUAUUUCUUGACGCAGAAAGUUUAGUUUAAAAUAAAGAACCUAAUACAAAAAGCAAAAUUUCAUGCCAAUUUUUGUAUUAAAUGUGUUGGUAUUCAUAAACAAAUGGAUACACGUAACGCAGAAAUUUGUGGUUUUUUGUAUGUUAAAUUAGUAGGACAAAGAUAUAUUGCACGUAAAGUAAGAAAGAAAGUAUUGGUAUCAUCAAAAGUAUGGAAACGACUUUGGUGCUGUAUAAAAAAAUUAGGUUCUGGUAUACAAAUACAAUUCGAUAAGAUUAAUCGUAAUAGUAAUGCUCUGAAACAAAAAGUAAAAGACAAUUCUGUAACAAUAGGACCAAGUGCUAUCAUAUACCGCAUUCAUUCUAAAACUAAGCAGUUUGCUUUUGGUAUAUUACAAGGAAAAGAUAGAAAACUUUUAUUAUCAUUAUCGACUGAUUCAGAAACUGAAACACAGCGUUGGAUGAAGAAUAUUAGAUAUUUAUUGAAUCCUAAAAAAGAUUGUAUAAAGAAGUCAUAUAAUGUAUCUAUAGUUGAUAAUGCUCAUUCAAAAGCAGCAGGAUUAAUUGGUUUAUAUGGAAAUUUAACUGCCACUGAAACAGGAAUAUUUAUUCAAAGUCCUCAUAUAGAUAAAAUAAUUAAAUCUUUUAAAUGGAAGGAAUUUGGUCAAUUUCAUUUAAUGACAGCAGGUCGUCCAGAAGAUGUAAAACGUAUUUGUGUAAUACAUACAACUAAAGAAUUUUGCUGCGGUACUGGAGAACUUUAUUUAUUUUGUCUUGAUGCUGAUAAAUUAUUACAAGACCUAGUAACACAAGGUCGUGGUCCAAAAUAUAGACAAAAAUCUUUGAAUUUUAAUAAGAUCUACGAAGUAUCAAAACAACAUAAUGAACUUGUUGGUUCCUUUUCACAAGGAAGUAAUUCGUGGUCUAUAUUGGAUAUAAAAACAGAUUGCGAAGCUAUAGAGAAUGUAUAUCAAUCUAUAUCUGCUAGCUUGACAAAUAAUGUGUUAGAUUUUUAUAAUUAUGAAAAAUUUGAUAUAUCUACUGCUUCUGGAAUUUAUGAAGAAAUUGUGGACAAUGUAUAUUCUACUAAGUUAAAAGCUAAUUCUUUAAAUAUAUAUGAAGAUAUAGAUCAAAUUUUGUAUAAUCUACAAAUAAAACCCCCACCAUUGCCACUACGACAGAGGCAAAGACCAGAAUGCACAGAGAAAGUUAGGUUAGAUACAAAAGAAUAUUUUGAUGCAGAAAUUUGUGAUCUUGAGGAAAAUCUACAAAGUACUGAUGUAUGUAAACAGGAAAUUAUUUUUAUAGAAAACUCCAAUUAUGUUCCAAUGUCACCACAAUUGAGAAACCUUAACUUGUUCAAAUCUGAUGCUAUAGAAAAUGCAAAACAAGAUGAUUAUGUAACUAUGCGAUAACUUAUGUCCUGUAAGUAAUCCAUAGAAAAUUAUGAAUAACAUAUGUUGUAAUAUUAAAUAUGGAAAUAGGUAAAUGAAAUCGUUUUCCCUAUACAUAUAUACAUAUAGACAUU